AUGGCUGAAUUCCAGCUGUGUAUGGAGAGUCUAGACUCUCUCUGGUUCUUCAAUAACGUCCUCUCCUCCUCUCCAGUUCCCACCACAAAUCCAAUCGCAUCACCAGAAUCAGAAGAAGAAGAUUCCCACGAAUUAGAAGAACAAAGCAAUCAAAUUGCAGUAAUCCAGAGCUCUGGCGUCAAAAUUGAGCUCCCUGUGGCUCCGGUGGUGACGGAGAAGGGAGGAGGAGGAAGCAGGGUAGGGGAGAUAGUAUUCGAGUCGAAGCCGGAAUCACCAUUGGAGAGGAGGAAGCGUAUGGCGAGGAGAUCACGGAGCAAGCGCAAGAUAUUGCUGCUGGAGCUCGACCUCUGUUUCGAUGACCUCAAUCUUUUAUCUCCCAGCAGCUAUGGCGGCGGUGGCAGGGGAGGCGGCGGCAGCAGCAGCUUUGGGCGAUCGUACGGGAUAAUGGUGAGUCAACGGGAGGAUCGGAGCGAGAUUCCUUCGUUGAACGAUUCGCUGGCGAUGAAACGGCAUCUCAAGUCUUGGGCUCAAGCGGUGGCCUGCACCGUUAAGUGA
Linum tenue is the source of this 555-nucleotide messenger RNA. Lineage: Eukaryota; Viridiplantae; Streptophyta; Magnoliopsida; Malpighiales; Linaceae. The record is from the annotation of a GenBank genome assembly.